GACUCCUCCUCUCCUCUGCCAAUAUAUAUAUAUAUAUAUAUAUAUAUAGAAGGCGCCAGCUAUACAAGCAUUCAAUACAUAUUCACAUAGUUUUCUCUUUGCCGGCGAUUUUCAAUCCCUCCGACCACCGGUGAUCCAAUCGAUACUUUUUGCCGCACUGAUAAAAAAGCAACAUGUUAACAGGUUUAAGCGACUCUAUAACGUCCAACAAGGAAGAAACGUUGCUCCUUAGUGACACUGAAUUCGAUCGUCUUGCUGACAUUGCCAGCAAGACUGUUGAUGCCUCAGGAGAAAUUAUCCUGAGGCAUUAUUUGGCUCGGGGCAAUGUCUAUAAUGUCUCCGAUGCUAACAUUCAAUCAUGGACUAGUGUCGCGGCUCAAGCAGAGAAGGCUAUGAUCUCACUUAUCUUAAAAGAAUUACCUGAUCACGCUGUUUAUGGGAAACAAACUGGAUGGAACAAUUGCAUUGAACCAACAAUUCCCGAGUUUGUUUGGGUUUUGGAUCCUGUUAAUGGUGUGACGGAUGGACUCUUGCCUACUUUUGGCACGUCGGUAGCUGUAGUUCACAAUGGUAAACCUGUCAUUGGAUGCAUCAAUAAUCCUGUUGCACAGAUCAAAACCAUUGGGAGGAGGGGCAAGACUACUAGGAACGGGGACGUUGUGAGGACACGAGCUUGUGAACACCUCGAACAAGCAUAUGUAGAUAUUAAUGAUCCUGAUUACAAUGAAGAUGCCAAAUAUGCCUAUAAUAGGCUCGCGUACAAGGUUGGAGAAACUUUCUUUAACGGCAACUGCAUUGCUUACUCUGAAUUGGCUGCUGGUAUGUUGCAAGUAGUCGUUGAUUCUGCUGUUGAGCCUUUUGCUUUGCUUGGGCUAAUUCCUAUAGUGGAAGGUGCUGGAGGAAUCAUUAGUGAUUGGCAAGGAAAUCAACUUUCUUGGCGACCUUUUCCAGCAUCUUCUGUUCCGCGGGAUGGUUUCAAGGUUGUUGCUUCUGCUGACUUAACAACUCACCAACAGAUUAUUUUUGAACUAUCGUAGUAGUUUAAUUAGUCACAGUUCUAUUCAAUUAUUUGGUUUUUGUCGUCCUCUGGUCUUUUUGUUCAUGAAGUAGACAUGGAUGCGUACAGAAAGCCAGCUAAGUACUUAUUGUGAAUUUUUCUAACAAAAUGAAUAUCCUUCAUUGUGUGACUAUACAACCUGUUUUAGACAUUGUAUGGUAAACAAAGCACUAUCUUUAGCUUUA
Nicotiana tabacum (common tobacco) is the source of this 1242-nucleotide messenger RNA. RefSeq names its product bifunctional phosphatase IMPL2, chloroplastic-like. Gene Ontology annotation, molecular function: phosphoric ester hydrolase activity. The record is from RefSeq and is a predicted model, not a curated record. Gene Ontology annotation, biological process: L-histidine biosynthetic process. NCBI's taxonomy places the organism in Eukaryota, Viridiplantae, Streptophyta, Magnoliopsida, Solanales, Solanaceae.